Molecule: messenger RNA, 1763 nt
Organism: Juglans microcarpa x Juglans regia
Lineage: Eukaryota; Viridiplantae; Streptophyta; Magnoliopsida; Fagales; Juglandaceae
Product: mitochondrial carnitine/acylcarnitine carrier-like protein
Exons: 4
Coding region: 555-1448 (297 amino acids)
Biological process (GO): mitochondrial L-ornithine transmembrane transport; mitochondrial transport
Cellular component (GO): mitochondrial membrane
Molecular function (GO): L-ornithine transmembrane transporter activity
Source: RefSeq, a predicted model, not a curated record
UUAGAGAACCUAACUCCUAAUUAUACUGCAUUUUUGGUAUUGAUUUCAGACUCGGACCAACCUUCACUGAAAGCAAACUUCGUGGGGGCAGAUCCAGAUGAUAGUGGGUGUACAAUCGCUUCAUCUCACCAACCCCAGACACGCGCAUGCACACACCCUGUCUCUUCUUCCCUACAACAUACGAACACCAUAAAAAUAGGUACAUUUCCAUUGGACGAUCGCACAGAGAUAGAGACCCGCACGGGUUUGAGACCAGAAGUGGCCUCCUUUUUGUCGUACCCAACCUCUCUCUCUCUCGUGGCUCUCAGUCAGUCCCUGCGCUACGAUUCGAUUCCCUUUCGUUGCUUGCUUAUUUCCAGGUUGUGUUAUUCCUUCGAAAUCCCUUUCAGACUAUCGUCCUACUCCUGCUUUCAGGACCCAUUAAUCUCUUUUCAUGGAUUCGAUUUUUUGAGACACGCGGCCAGAUUCUUGGUAUUUAUUAGGUUCCGAUUGUUUUUGCUCUUAUUUGGUUGGAUUCUCUCAGACACGGUGAAAAUCCGCUCCAAAAUUUGCAGAUGGGGGAUGUCGCAAAGGAUUUGGCUGCUGGGACUGUUGGAGGAGCAGCACAAUUGAUUGUCGGACAUCCCUUUGACACCAUUAAGGUCAAGCUCCAGAGCCAGCCUGCUCCACUUCCAGGCCAAACUCUCAAGUAUGCAGGUGCAAUGGAUGCUGUCAGGCAAACAGUAGCUGCUGAAGGCCCUAGAGGUUUGUACAAGGGUAUGGGGGCUCCACUGGCCACUGUGGCUGCCUUCAACGCUGUCCUCUUCAGUGUGAGGGGACAAAUGGAGGCAUUAUUGCGAUCUCAACCAGGUGCUCCCCUUACGGUUAAUCAGCAAAUUGUCUGUGGGGCAGGGGCUGGAGUUGCCGUUUCUGUUUUAGCUUGCCCUACUGAAUUGAUCAAGUGCAGGUUGCAAGCCCAGAGUGCAUUGGCAGAUUCCAGUUCAGCCAGUGUGGCAGUGAAGUAUGGAGGGCCAAUGGAUGUAGCCAGGCACGUUCUCAGAUCAGAAGGUGGUGUAAGGGGUCUCUUCAAAGGAUUAGUUCCUACCAUGGCACGUGAGGUUCCCGGAAAUGCUGCUAUGUUUGGUGUCUAUGAAGCUCUGAAGCAGUUUUUUGCUGGUGGUCAAGACACUUCUAAAUUGGGAAGAGGCUCUUUGAUUGUGGCUGGAGGUCUAGCUGGAGCUUCCUUCUGGGUGUCGGUCUACCCAACUGAUGUUGUCAAGAGUGUAAUUCAGGUAGAUGAUUACAAAAAUCCCAAGUUCUCUGGCUCCAUUGAUGCUUUUAGAAAGAUCAUGGCCUCAGAGGGAGUGAAAGGCCUGUACAAGGGCUUUGGACCUGCCAUGGCCCGAAGUGUUCCUGCAAAUGCUGCAUGCUUCUUGGCAUAUGAGGUGACAAAAUCAAGUUUGGGAUAAUCGCUUCUUCCGGUGUUAUUGGUUGAGGAUUUGGUUGAAUGUCUUCAUGUUUGGAUCUUGCUUAUAUCUCACAGCAAUCACUCCAAGAAUUUAAUGUUAGCCGAUCGAGAGAUUGUUUUGCAAUGAUGGCAAGCUCUUUGCAAUCUGUAAUUUCAUUUGGUUGCUGGAAGAAACAUUCUUUCAUCAUUUGAUAUAUAAAGGCACCUGUUGCUGAACCUUGCUUAUAAGAUGUUCUCGGAUAUGAACUUUUAUGUGAGCACAUUAGAUGGUGGUCCGGUGGACAUAUAGAGCUUUUGGUGCCGAAGAAGGCCCCCC